Cherax quadricarinatus is the source of this 1469-nucleotide messenger RNA. Its product is annotated as triosephosphate isomerase-like. The record is from RefSeq and is a predicted model, not a curated record. Gene Ontology annotation, molecular function: triose-phosphate isomerase activity. Gene Ontology annotation, cellular component: cytosol. Gene Ontology annotation, biological process: glycerol catabolic process; glycolytic process; glyceraldehyde-3-phosphate biosynthetic process. NCBI's taxonomy places the organism in Eukaryota, Metazoa, Arthropoda, Malacostraca, Decapoda, Parastacidae.
CGACCUUGUAGGGGUCUGGGUGGAAGUAUAUAAGUGAAUGCUGCCUUCCACUGAUCCACACCAGUCUCUUGAAGCGUCUCCCUACCAACCUUACUUGUUCUUGCCUCAAGAAAGAGCACCCAUAAGUUAUUGAAAACAUUUGUGAUAAAAUCGAACUUAUACAACCUCUCUUGCGCCUAAUUUGUUUCAAGUUCUUGAAGCUCCGUCACUCACCCAGACGCCACUUUCUGCUGCAAGAUACUCUUCCUGUCACAAUCUGUGCUUGAAGACUGACUUAUCAAGCUCGAGGAAACUCUCAGCUUCUUGCUGGGCUCCUGGAAAGAGUAGUCAAGCUCUCAGCAGCAACUUUCCAGUAGUAAACAACAUGUCGCCCAUCAGAAGGUUUUUCGUGAUUGGCAACUGGAAGAUGAACGUUGACACAGCUGCAGUUGACACCAUCAUCAACACCAUGACGAGCACCACCCUCGACCCCAACACAGAGGUUGUUGUGGGUUGCCCUUCCUGCUACCUCUCCUACGCCCGCCACCACCUGCCAUCUAACUUCGGCGUGGCAGCACAAAACUGUUAUAAGGUUUCUCGUGGUAACUUUAGCGGAGAGAUAUCAGCGGAGAUGAUCAGAGACUGUGGAUGUGAGUGGGUCAUCUUGGGUCAUCCUGAGCGCCGCACAAUCUUCUCAGAGACCGAUGACCUCAUCCGCGAGAAGGUCACUCACGCCCUGGACGCUGGCAUGAAGGUGGUAGCGUGCGUGGUGGAGACAGCUGAGGACCGUAAGACUGGUAACACUCGGGAGACUCUCUUUACCCAGAUGAAUGCUCUAGCUGCCGCCAUUACUGACUGGUCCCGUGUCGUGCUGGCCUUCGAGGCUCUGUGGGCCAGUGGGACUGGUGUGUUGGCCACCCCUGGCCAGGUGCAGGAGGUGCUGGCCGAGCUGCGCCAGUGGCUGAAGGAUAAUGUUUCCAACAGUGUGGCCAACAACACUCGCAUCAUCUACGCAGGAUCAGUAUCCUCAGCCAACUGCCAAGAACUGGCCAGACUGAGGGACUUGGACGGCUUCCUGGUGGGUAGUGCCGCCCUCAAGCCAGACAUUGUUGACAUCAUCAACGCCCGCUGCUAUAACCUCUCAACGAUCACUUCCAAAUCUGAAGUCGCUGACAUCACCGGUCUCCGCAACACCUAUGUUUCAAAGCCCAAUCUUAAGCCAGCCAUCGCUGACAUCAUCCAAACACUUUACUCCCACGUCUCAGCUCUCUCACAUACUCCUCGUCACAUGCAAGACCGCCAGGUGUAAUUAAGUUUAAUAAUGACUAAUUGGCCAGUUAUUUGUUCAUGACAAAAGACACACGAAGUGAAAAUCACGAGACGUGUUUGAUAGCGUUCUUCAGCAGCUGGUCUGUGUGAAGUGUAGAGUGAUGAAGAUACCUGCUGGAACCAGUCUGUGUGAAGUGUAGAGUGAUGAAGAUACCUGCUGG